Messenger RNA from Fusarium keratoplasticum, 1593 nucleotides. Its product is annotated as Protein kinase domain-containing protein. The record is from RefSeq and is a predicted model, not a curated record. Gene Ontology annotation, biological process: intracellular signal transduction; peptidyl-serine phosphorylation. The transcript has 7 exons. Gene Ontology annotation, molecular function: protein serine/threonine kinase activity; ATP binding. The coding region runs from base 1 to 1593 and encodes 530 amino acids. NCBI's taxonomy places the organism in Eukaryota, Fungi, Ascomycota, Sordariomycetes, Hypocreales, Nectriaceae.
AUGGGCAACGGCCAGGGAAAGCCCGUCGACCUCAACGGCGAAGUGAACCUCAAUCACUUCCGUCUGUUGCGAGUCGUCGGCCGAGGCGCCUUUGGAAAGGUUCGAAUCGUCGAACGCAAGGACACCAAUUUGUCCUUUGCCCUCAAAUACAUUCGCAAAGAUGAAGUCGUACGAUCCGAGAGCGUCCGUAACAUCAUCCGUGAGCGCCGAAUGCUCGAAUACGUCAACCACCCUUUCAUCUGUAACUUGAGAUACAGUUUCCAGGACAUUGAAUACAUGUAUCUUGUAGUCGAUUUGAUGACGGGCGGUGAUUUGCGAUUCCACAUCUCGAGAAAGACAUUUACCGAAGAGGCGGUCAGAUUCUGGAUUGCUGAACUGGGAUGCGCCUUGCGAUACGUGCACGCCCAAAAUAUCAUCCACCGAGACAUCAAGCCCGACAACGUUCUCCUGGAUGCCGAUGGACAUGUUCAUUUGACUGAUUUUAACGUUGCUUCCGACGUGGUCAAGGGCCGCACUCUCACGAGCAAAUCCGGCACUCUGGCUUACCUCGCCCCCGAGGUGUACGCCGGGAAGGGAUACGAUGUGCGAGCAGAUUGGUGGUCACUGGGAGUCUUGUUCUACGAGUGCAUCUACAAUAAGCGACCUUUCGAGGGCGGUUCCGAAGGAUCCCUCAGCCAGCAAAUCCAGGCCGCAAACCCUAAAUAUCCGGUAACACAGCCUCCCGUUUCCCUCGCAUGCCUCUACGCAAUCGGCUCCGCCCUCGACCCGAACCGAGAAACUCGAAUGGGAUCGACAUGGGAGAGCUUCAUCAAUAACGAAUUCUUCAAAUGCUUCGAUUUCGAGCUUCUGGAGCAAAAGCGAAUCGAGCCUAUCUUUGUGCCUUCUUCCGACAAGACCAAUUUUGACGCCACGUACGACCUUGAGGAACUGCUUUUGGAAGAGGCGCCUCUCGAGGCCCGUGCAAGACGUCAGAAGCCCCGCGAGCGUCUAAAGGAAGAUGCAACUGAUAAGGAGAUCCGGGAAGAUGAGCUAUACCGCAUGAUCGAGACUGACUUCAGGCCGUUUGAUUACACGGUGGCUGCAUACAAGAGAAUUACUGAAGGCGCCACCGAGGAAGCCCAUAACCAGAACCAGAACCAGAACCAGAACAACGAGUCAGCAGAUCAGGGUCCCCAGGCUCUCACGACGGAUGAGGCCACACCCAUGCCAGCAUCCAACGGAGGUUAUCAGCAAUCACCCCUCAACCCGAGUCUCAGCAAUGAAAGCCGACAAGGCCGUCCGGUCCGGCCUGCACCGCCACCUCCAUACCAGAAUGACUUCCGGGCUCGUCACGUUCCCAUCAUUGCUGGUCAACGCGUCACAAGUCCCACGGGAGGUGUUCAGGUAACGCUUGAUGGUGGCGGUAGCUGGUCUGAGCUGGCUCGGCAGGAUGCGACGCUGCCUACCGAUGCCAACAAUGUGGCAGACGGCAAGGCUGAGGGCUCUGGCGGCAUGUUUGGAUUCCUCAAGGGCAAGAAGGGCCGCACAAACAGCCCGAAGCCAAAGGAGAGAGGUGUGUUGGGCAAGGAAGGCGCAAGAGUUGUCAUCGGCUAG